GUGUCCCAGAGAGCCCCGCGCCGGGCCACGACACCGCGCACCGCCCUCGCCGUCGCCGCCGCUGGGCUUUCUCCGGUCGCCGCCGCCACUGCCGCUCCUUCGCGGGCUGGAGGUCCGGGCGUUCCCCGGGCGAGAGGAGGCUGCGGUUGACUGAAGCGAGGGAGCCGGCUUCCAGAGCCUCGAGGCGGGAUCUAGGGGCCUCGUGGGGUUGCAGCCGAUGGUCUGAGGGCAUCGCAGACAUGGCUCACCUCAGGGGCUUCGCCAACCAGCACUCACGCGUGGACCCCGAGGAGCUCUUCACCAAGCUCGACCGUAUCGGCAAGGGCUCCUUUGGGGAGGUGUACAAGGGCAUCGACAACCGCACCAAGGAGGUGGUGGCCAUCAAGAUCAUCGACCUGGAGGAGGCCGAGGAUGAGAUCGAGGACAUCCAGCAGGAAAUCACUGUGCUCAGCCAGUGUGACAGUCCCUACAUCACCCGCUACUUCGGCUCCUACCUGAAGGGCACGAAGCUGUGGAUCAUCAUGGAGUAUCUGGGCGGAGGCUCCGCGUUGGACCUGCUGAAACCCGGGCCCCUGGAGGAGACGUACAUCGCCACCAUCCUGCGGGAGAUCCUGAAGGGCCUGGACUACUUGCACUCGGAGCGCAAGAUCCACCGAGACAUCAAAGCCGCCAACGUGCUGCUCUCAGAGCAGGGUGACGUGAAGCUGGCCGACUUUGGUGUGGCGGGGCAGCUCACAGACACACAGAUCAAGAGGAACACGUUUGUGGGCACCCCCUUCUGGAUGGCACCCGAGGUCAUCAAGCAGUCGGCCUACGACUUCAAGGCUGACAUCUGGUCGUUGGGCAUCACGGCCAUCGAGCUGGCCAAGGGCGAGCCUCCGAACUCUGACCUCCACCCCAUGCGUGUCUUGUUCCUGAUUCCCAAGAAUAGCCCGCCCACCCUGGAGGGCCACCACAGCAAGCCUUUCAAGGAGUUUGUGGAAGCCUGCCUCAACAAAGACCCCCGAUUCCGGCCCACUGCCAAGGAGCUGCUGAAGCACAAGUUCAUCACCCGCUACACCAAGAAGACCUCCUUCCUCACUGAGCUCAUUGACCGCUACAAGCGCUGGAAGUCGGAGGGGCACGGCGAGGAGUCCAGCUCCGAGGACUCUGACAUUGACGGAGACACUGAGGAUGGAGAGCAGGGCCCCUCUGGACGUUCCCCCCCACCAUCCGGCCGAGCCCCCACAGCAAUGCACAAGGGCACAGCCCUGCACGGCUCCCAGAAGUCUGCGGAGCCCGCCAAGAGGCAGCCGAGGUCCCAGUGCCUGUCCACGCUGGUCCGGCCUGUCUUUGGAGAGCUCAAGGAGAAGCACAGGCAGAGCGGCGGAGGCGUGGGGGCGCUGGAGGAGCUCGAGAACGCCUUCAGCCUGGCCGAGGAGUCCUGCCCCGGCAUCUCGGACAAGCUGAUGGCGCACCUGGUGGAACGGGUGCAGAGGUUUUCCCACAACAGAAACCACCUGACGUCAUCCCGCUGAAGGCGCCGCUGCUUGGGAAGCGGGGAGAAGGGUCUUUGCGUGGAGCCCCCUGUGCUGUCGUGGCCACGUGGGCCCCACUGCCGGGUCACCGCCCCCCACCCGCGCAGAGGGUCCCUCUUCCACGUCCCCUCCUGGCAGCGGAGCACCGACAGGCGACCACGUGGCACGAGGAGCAGAGACCGUCGGGGCAGCCCUGUCUCCUCCCCUGCCUGGGGCCCACCGAGGCCGUGCCGGGCCCGGGUUUGCUUCGUGUCGCGUUACCGUGUCUCCCAAGGACUCGUUUCGGCCAGGACUUUUUUUUUUUUUUUUUAAAGAAAAUGAACUUCCUGUUUCCCUAAAUGUUCUGAGGUUAAGGUGUUAGUUUUCAUAGAACAUCGAGAGGCUCGGGCCACUUUCAAUAAAAACCUGAAUCGGA
Messenger RNA from Felis catus (domestic cat), 1932 nucleotides. RefSeq names its product serine/threonine kinase 25 (gene STK25). Gene Ontology annotation, molecular function: ATP binding; protein kinase activity. The record is from RefSeq and is a predicted model, not a curated record. NCBI's taxonomy places the organism in Eukaryota, Metazoa, Chordata, Mammalia, Carnivora, Felidae. Gene Ontology annotation, biological process: protein phosphorylation.